AUGUCGCCAACUCUCCCUGGCGGAGGCAAGACGUUAGUCUAUUCAACCGUAGAUGGACAUGAGAUUAAGCUAGACUAUUACUUGCCCCCUAGAGAAGAAGGAUGUCUACCAGCUGUGAUCUAUUACCACGGCGGUGGAAUGACAGCUGGCUCGCGGCGGGGUAUGGGUUUCCCACACUGGUUAUAUGGCGACUGCCAAGCAAAAGGCUACAUCUUCAUUGCAGCCGAUUACCGACUCUGCCACCCAUGCACCGCCCUCGAUCAGAUCGAGGAUGCAAAAGCUCUUUUCAGGUUCCUCGCAGGUGAGAGCUUCCAAAUGGCGCUACCAAAGCUCGUCUCGCUCGACACAAGUCGGAUAGCCGUGACUGGCUUCUCCGCCGGCGCCUAUUCCGCCCGUGCGGCGUGUGUGUACGCCACUCCGAAGCCAACAGUUCUUCUGACGGGCUAUGGAUCGGCGGGCGACUGGCUGUUGGAUCACUGGACGACUGGCCGGCCACCCACGUCUAUCGCCAAGUUCGUUGAUCUCCACGAGGUCCCCAGGUUACUUGCGGACAAGACAGUUGUGAGCGAGGAUUCGCCAGAGAGGGGCUUCAUGUCUAACCGCUUUGCUCUGACCGUCCGGUGGGAACUGGACGGUACGUUCCUCGAUGGCUGCCUCGGCCGCCCUGGCCUGGGUGCAGAGCUGAAUAAGCUGGACUAUGCACAGCGAGCUGCAGCGAUUCCGGAGGACUUGAAACCGGCGUUUCUCCAGUUGUUUGUGACGGAAAACUACCCUCCAUCCGUGUUGGUGCAUGGAACUGCCGAUGAGGUCGUCCCGGAUCAGGAGAGCAAGCAUCACCAUGAGCAGUUAAAGCAACUUGGAGUCAAGACCGAACUACUGCUUGUAGAGAAUGGACCGCACGGCUUGGUGGACUUUCAAUCGGGAAUGCCGCCGGGUCCCGCGAAGGGGUCAGUGCAGGCAUAUGACAGAGCUGUGGAGUUUGUUGCGGAGGUGUUUGAUGCUGUCCAAUAA
This is a messenger RNA of Aspergillus bombycis, 1011 nucleotides long. RefSeq lists its product as uncharacterized. Lineage: Eukaryota; Fungi; Ascomycota; Eurotiomycetes; Eurotiales; Aspergillaceae. The transcript has 2 exons. The record is from RefSeq and is a predicted model, not a curated record. The coding region runs from base 1 to 1011 and encodes 336 amino acids.